CCUGAUGCAUUAAUACGACGUAGUAUAAGUGCACCUGAAAUUUCUAGCAAGACUAGUUUUAGCGAUCUUGCCGAAGCAUAUUUUAAUUCUAUGCGGAAAAUGCAGGAAGAAAAUAGACUUAGCCAUUGA
Funneliformis caledonium is the source of this 129-nucleotide messenger RNA. The record is from the annotation of a GenBank genome assembly. NCBI's taxonomy places the organism in Eukaryota, Fungi, Glomeromycota, Glomeromycetes, Glomerales, Glomeraceae.